This is a messenger RNA of Anopheles marshallii, 885 nucleotides long. RefSeq lists its product as uncharacterized. The transcript has 4 exons. Lineage: Eukaryota; Metazoa; Arthropoda; Insecta; Diptera; Culicidae. Gene Ontology annotation, molecular function: acyltransferase activity, transferring groups other than amino-acyl groups. The record is from RefSeq and is a predicted model, not a curated record. Bases 13 to 885 code for a protein of 290 amino acids.
ACCAACAGUGCGAUGGAGCCGCUACGUCCAGCGAGUCAAGAAGAAAUAAGAAAACUAAUUCAAAUCUACGAGCGAAACCUUCCAGAGUCUGUACAAUUCAUUUCGUUAUUGCAAAAUAUUAUACGCGUAAAUACGACACUUUGUGGAUUUGAAGCAGAAGAAAUUUCGCACAGGGUGCAAAAAACCAUUUACAUUCCGAACAAUGAGACCAUUGAUCAGUUUGCAACGUUUGUAGCGAUCAGUCGCGAAAAUGAUCCAUUCGUUCUGAUGCAUACUUUAGAAUAUCCUCCUACUGUACUUACUAAUGUGCUUAAAAAAUCAAACUACAUUAAAUGGAACCACAAACCAACAAUUGUCAUUGGCGGAAACAGUCCAACAUGUGCAAAUCUUUCUCAAAUAUUAGAAGAGCGCAUAUUGCGUUUAGAUGUACUGUCAGAUUGCAUCAAUUACUGGAUACCGUGUGAAGAAGCUACAAAACUCAGCUUUGUCGUUCCCAGCGAUGUAGAGUUAAAACCAUUACAAAUAGAACAUGGAAAAGUAUUAAACGAAUGGUGGCCCUAUCGUUACAAAGCGUCACAAUGUUACAUAGAAUCCGCCAUCAAACUUAACGGAGGACUCGGGCUGUUUGACAAAACCUCAGGAGAGCUCGUAGCAUGCGUUUUUCAAAAUGACCAUGACGCUGUGGGACAUUUGUAUACUGUUCCCGAUCGCAACAAUAGAGGUUAUGGAAGUACGCUUGCUAAAGCAUUGACUAGACAAAUCGCAAUUCAAUAUAAGCAACAUGUGCAUACGUUUAUCAAUGAAAAUAAUGAUCGAUCAGUAAGAUUGUUUAAAAAACUUGGAUUUAAGGCUGUUAACCGAACAAUUUGGUAUACUACAUCAUGA